Molecule: messenger RNA, 1422 nt
Organism: Clonostachys byssicola
Lineage: Eukaryota; Fungi; Ascomycota; Sordariomycetes; Hypocreales; Bionectriaceae
Source: the annotation of a GenBank genome assembly
CGUGAGAGAUCUCGAUCUCCUCGCCGUCGCUCCAGAAGUCCGGGACGGUCUCGUCGUCGAUCAUACUCUCCUAGGAGCAGAUCAAACAGUCGAGAAGACACCCGUCGAGGCCGCGAUCGCUCGCCCAUGACUGGCACAGGUGCUACCGGUGGAGGAUCUAGUUCUGGUUACGGCGGACAGCAGUCCAACCGAUCUUACGAAGAUCGCUCACGAGCUCGAGAACAAAUGAUGAGCAGCAUUCGAGAGACCUCUCAACAAGACCGCCGGGUCUACGUCGGCAAUCUUUCGUACGAUGUCAAGUGGCACCACCUCAAAGACUUCAUGAGACAGGCGGGAGAGGUACUCUUUGCCGAUGUGCUAUUGCUUCCAAAUGGAAUAAUUGUGGAAUACGCAACAAGAGAGCAAGCUCAGCAAGCUGUUGCCCAACUUAGCAACCAAAACCUGAUGGGCCGUUUGGUCUACGUUCGAGAGGACCGAGAGGCCGAGCCUCGCUUCAUCGGGAGCUCAGGCAGCAACCGCGGCGGAUAUUCCGGCGGAAUGCCUGGCGGAGGCGGCGGUGCCAGUGCUGGUGGUUUCAACCCAGGCUUCGGAGGCGGCCCCCCUGGUGGAAGUCGCCAGAUUUAUGUUGCCAAUCUUCCGUUUAACAUCGGGUGGCAGGAUCUCAAGGAUCUGUUCCGACAGGCUGCGCGCACUGCUGGAGUCAUCCGUGCCGAUGUCCACAUGGGCCCAGAUGGUCGUCCUAAGGGUUCCGGUAUCGUUGUCUUUGAAAGUCCAGACGACGCGCGAAAUGCCAUCACGCAAUUCAACGGCUACGACUGGCAGGGCCGAGUCCUCGAAGUUAGAGAAGAUCGCUACGCUGCCUCCGGGGGCAUGGGCUUCGGCGGCGGCCGUGGUGGAUUUGGUGGCGGCAUGCGAGGGGGAUACGGCGGUGGUUUUGGCGGCGGCGGCGGCCGCGGAAACUUUGGUGGUGGUCGUGGAGGCUUCGGUGGUUUUGGUGGUCGCGGUGGAGGCUUUGCUGGCGGGCCUCCCUCUGGCGGGCCUAGCAACUUCGAACCUGCUGCCUCCGUUCCUCCCAACCCCUUCACUGACUAUGCUACCGCUGGAACUGAUCCAAGCGAGAUCAUUUACGUGCGAAACCUGCCCUGGUCAACCAGCAACGAUGAUCUUGUCGAGCUUUUCACAACCAUUGGUAAGGUUGAGCAAGCUGAAAUCCAAUACGAACCAAGUGGCCGAUCCCGUGGCACUGGUGUUGUUCGAUUCGACAGCACUGAGACGGCAGAGACUGCGAUUAGCAAGUUCCAGUCUUAUCAGUAUGGUGGACGUCCCCUCAACCUGCACUUUGUCAAGUACCUUAACCAAGGCGGAGCGGAGAACAUGGACACCGAUUCCCAUGGAGGCUUGACCCAGGAUCAGAUGAUGUAG